AAUCCUGGCUAAAGGAUAUUUGUUACAUGUACAAAAUACUCGUCGUUGCUGGGUAAUGGAUUAUAAACACGAUGUGCAGAAGUGGCUCCUUCUACUGCUGCUCAGCGCAGAAGCGGCGUUCCACUCCCUCCAAUACAUCAUCACUGCAACCACUCCAGGAAUAGAUUUCCCAGAGUACAUUGUGGUGGGUCUGGUGGAUGAAGAGCAGUUUGUAUACUAUGACAGCAACAUCAAGAAGAUGAUUCCAAAGACAGAGUGGAUGCAGAAGAAUGUGCGUGAAGAUUACUGGACCAGUGAGACACAGAAGCAGGAUCGAGUUCAAGAGAUCUUCAAGGCUAAUCUGGCUAUCUUAAUGAAGAGGUUUGAUCAGACAGAUGGGGUUCAUACUUUACUGAGGAGGUCUGGCUGUAACCUAGAUAAAAAUGGCUCUGUCACAGGAUAUUUCCAGUUUAAUUAUGAUGGAGAAGAAUUCCUCAUUCUGGAUCUGAAAACUUUAACCUGGACUGCAGCUCAUCAAAAAGCUCUUGGUACCAAACUCAAGUGGGAGGCUGCUGGAGAUCCACAUUUCAGGAAGCACUAUCUGGACAAUGACUGUGUCGACUAUUUAAGGAAGUAUGUGGAAUAUGGCAACUCCACUCUGGGCAGGAAAGUCUCUCCUGAGGCGUCUCUGUUCCAGAAGGACUCUUCUUCUCCAGUGGUGUGUCAUGCCACAGGUUUCUUUCCCAAAGCAGUGAUGAUCUCCUGGCAGAAGGAUGGAGAGGAUCUGCAUAAGGACGUGGAGCUCAGAGAGACGCUGCCCAACCAGGAUGGAACCUUCCAGAAGAGGAGCGUUCUGACCGUCUCACCUGAGGAGCUGAACAGACACAACUACACCUGCAUCAUUCAGCACAGCAGCCUGGAGGAGGAGGUGGUGCUGUUGGUGUCUGACCUGUCAGGAGAUGGAGGGUUAUCAGCAUUUGUGCACACGUGGCUGUUCUGCUCCUCGUGCUCAUUGUUUUCGCUGGAGUUCUCAUUUGGAUAAAGACGUGAGCUUAAAGUGUAGACUGUGCAUUUAUCCCUUUCGUAGCAUACAGUUAUUCCAUUUUUAGGUAAAUCUUUUUUCAGUUUGUCCCCGAACGGAUAGUGUAAUAUGUAUUAAUCAUCUUGUAAAUGUAAUAAGUUUUCAGCAAUGUAAUGGGAUAUUACACUAUCUAUAAAGCUUUUAUUACAUUUUAAAAAAGGUUAAGUGUAAAAUGUUUGUGUACAUUUCUAAACUUUAUGGAUUUGCUGGGUUAUACGCCUUUUUUCAUGAAUAUUUGUCACGCAGUCAACGGGGAAGUCGGACUCCACUUCCCAGAAUGCUAGGGAGGAUCACGUGAUCUUCCCCCACACCUGUCAGCGAUCACAGUCGCCGGAAUUCUAAUGUUGCACACCUGUUUCUCUCUUUAUAAGCUGGGACUUUACUUGGACUCUUUGCGAGGUAUUGUUCCAUGCAAUUACUGAGCGGUAUAACUAUAGUAUAUUUCCUGUGUAUCGACUUCUCGCUACUCCUGACCCGGUUUUGUGUAUUGUUUUGCCCUUGUGUACCUCUGCCUGCCUGGACUGAAUUGUGUCACGACUUUGGAUUGGACUCGGAUAUAUGUUUUCUCCCUCUGGGGAUUCUCCUGAUUACCUCCGGUAAUAAAUCUCUUCCCCUUUUA
Pygocentrus nattereri (red-bellied piranha) is the source of this 1679-nucleotide messenger RNA. RefSeq names its product class I histocompatibility antigen, F10 alpha chain-like. The transcript has 5 exons. Lineage: Eukaryota; Metazoa; Chordata; Actinopteri; Characiformes; Serrasalmidae. Bases 56 to 1021 code for a protein of 321 amino acids. Gene Ontology annotation, biological process: immune response. Gene Ontology annotation, cellular component: external side of plasma membrane. The record is from RefSeq and is a predicted model, not a curated record.